Molecule: messenger RNA, 510 nt
Organism: Lathyrus oleraceus (garden pea)
Lineage: Eukaryota; Viridiplantae; Streptophyta; Magnoliopsida; Fabales; Fabaceae
Exons: 2
Coding region: 1-510 (169 amino acids)
Source: RefSeq, a predicted model, not a curated record
AUGUCCCAGAAGAUCAAGUAUGAGGUUCAAAAGCAGUUUGACGCAUGUUUUCUGGUUGUUACUUCUUAUCCUAUAUGGGUAGCUAAUAUCGUUCAUGUGCCUAAGAAGGAUGCCAAGAUGGAUCUGAUUAAGUAUAUUUAUGAAAAUCCUGCUUUCACGGGAAAGGUUUCCCGUUGGCAAAUGUUUUUAACAGAGUAUGGUAUUCAUUAUACGACUCAAAAAGCCAACAAAAGUAGUAUAGUUGUUGAUUACUUGGCUCAUCAACCUAUAGAGGAUUAUCAGUCAAUGAAGUUUGAAUUUCCUGACGAAGAUGUGUUGUUUGCCAAAGAUUAUUACAAUAUACCAAACUCAGAUAAAUGCCAAGAACCAGGAUCACGAUGGACGCUCAUGUUCGACGGUGCUUCGAAUUCUUUGGGGAAUGGUGUUGGAGUUGUCAUUACUUCUGCAACAAGUUUUCAUAUUCCUAUCACCACCAUAAUCUAUUUUGAUUGCACCAACAACAUAUCUUAA